AUGCCAUCAUUACCCAGCACUGGAAUCGAAAUGACAGCCUCAACUGGCAGUCACAUGGGAAAUGACACAAAGCAUCGGGAAAAUGCGCCACAUAAUAUAGCAUCUUUUCACUUUCAGAGUAGUGGGAGUGUUCCUCCAGCAACAAACUCAGGACUUUUACAGCUUCCACAUGAAUCGGCUACCGCGCCUAUUGAUAUUACUCUUGAUAGCUCUGCGAAUCAAGUUGACCUUGGUACAGUUCAAGUGGAAAAAUAUUACCCCUCCAUUUCCCCAGCUGCUGAUGUUUGUUUGAGGUAUCAAUGUCAUGAGUAUUCCUUGAUUUGUUUUCUUGAUGCACAGGAAUUGGGACGAAGAGAAGAGGCUACUGCAAGAGUUGGCAUUGUUAUUGAGGAGAAAAAUUGGCCUCCAUUCUUCCCAAUUAUACAUCAUGACAUUGCAAAUGAAAUACGAAUUCAUUUGCAAAAGCUGCAAUAUGCUGCAUUUACUGCCUUUUUGGGACUUUUUGUGUGCCUUUUAUGGAACACCAUAGCUCUCACUAUAGCAUGGAUUAGAGAAGGAGAUGUCAAGAUCUGGUUCCUUUCUAUUAUCUACUUCAUAUCGGGUGUUCCAGGAGCCUAUAUAUUGUGGUAUCGUCCUCUUUGUCGUGCUUUUAGAACUGAGGGUGUCGUGCAGUUUGCGGGAUUUUUCUUGUUUUACAAACUUCAUAUUAUAUUCUGCGUCUUUGCUGCUGUUUCUCCUCGAGUAGUUUUCGAUGGAAAAUCACUUACAGGCAUUCUACCUACAUUAGAUCUCAUGAGUGAUGACGUACUUGUUGGGAUUUUCUAUUUCGUCGGUUUUGGGCUGUUUUGUCUUGAAUCUGUGCUGAGCAUCUUGGUUAUAGGUAUGGCCUUUCUUAUUUGAUUUCUAUACAGUUUAUUCUAUUAGUCAAAGUCUCGUGGUACAGAGGCGGACCCAGGAUUCGGCGGAGCACCAUGAUAUUCAAUAUAAAUUAAUUACUGCUUCUAAAGAUUGGUACGGAGUCUAUGCUAAUAUCUAAUUAUUUCUUGAAGACAUUUACAAGUAUAUAUGGAAUUUUUGUCGAAGUUUUCGGGUGCUGGUGACCCCUCUACGUAUAGUAAGUGCAUCCGCCUUGGGUUCAGAUACCGGAUCCGGAUGUGUAAAGCAAAAGAAAAUUGUAUUAUGUGCGAGACCUAACAUCACUGUUUCUUUGUGAUCUCAUUAUGCAGUAAAUAUAUAUGUAUUUCUGUGGAAGUCGUAAAGCCGUAGAGAUGAAGCGCGAAGAUGCUAGAGGGGCCUUGAGAGGAGCAAUAUGGCUGGUGAAGUGUGGUAUAUAUAGAAUUUGGUCACUUGUGUCAGGCAAAUAUGCUUGUUUCAUAUGUGUGAGUUAUUGGACGGGAGCCUUAGAGCAAGCAAUGAUGAAGUUGUCUCUUUGUAACCUAUAGGUUACGAGUUCGAGCUGUAUAAGCAGCUACUAAUACUUGCAUUAGGGUAGGUUGUCCACAUUAUACCCUUGAAGCGUAACCCUUUCUUAGACCACGUGAAUACUAAAUACUUUGUG
Messenger RNA from Nicotiana tabacum (common tobacco), 1558 nucleotides. The record is from RefSeq and is a predicted model, not a curated record. Lineage: Eukaryota; Viridiplantae; Streptophyta; Magnoliopsida; Solanales; Solanaceae.